Messenger RNA from Trichomonas vaginalis G3, 2115 nucleotides. Its product is annotated as guanine nucleotide exchange factor family. Gene Ontology annotation, biological process: small GTPase-mediated signal transduction. Lineage: Eukaryota; Parabasalia; Trichomonadida; Trichomonadidae. The record is from RefSeq and is a predicted model, not a curated record. Gene Ontology annotation, molecular function: guanyl-nucleotide exchange factor activity. The transcript has a single exon. Bases 1 to 2115 code for a protein of 704 amino acids.
AUGCGUCGUACGAGAGCUCAGCAAAAAAAUGCUGAGGUCCCUGAUGAGAUGCGUUUAACCAAACAACAGACAGAUGUUUCGAGUCGGCGCAGAACUCGUCGGGAAGAAAAAGAACCAUUUGUUGUUGAUGAUGAACCUAUGAGUCGCGAAAGUCGUAAAUCUUCACACCACAGUCAUAAGCACUCGAGCAGAUACAAUUCCAAAGAUGAACGUUCAUCCGAGCGUAGAUACAAAUCAGUUUCUGCAGCUUCAACGCAUCGAGAAAAAUCUUCUGGGAGCCACAGAAGCGCAUCGAGCUCAAGAAGUCAUUCACAUAACUCACACAUUGAUCAACAAAAAGAAUCAUACCAUUCACACGGAUCUUCUUCAAAUUCAAAAACGUUAGUCGAAAAUAAUCUACAAUUAAAAGAACUUAAAAGCCAAAAUCAAGCACUUCCUCCUCCACCUCUUACUAGCCGACCAAGAACAAGGAAAAGGCAGCCAAAUACUCCAAAUUCUAACCAACAAAACCUUUCGAAUUCAAUAGAUGAUCUUUUAUUCAGUCUCAUUGACGACAAGAACAAGAAAUUUGUCCCUCCACCAGCAGACAGUUCAUCGCAAUUCGAUACAAUGACAGGAGAAGAAAUUGAGUUACAUCAAACACUUAAUUCGCCACCAACACCACGUAUUCAGAGUACACAUGGUCGCAAACUAUCGCAUUACGACUUUGAAGUCUUCUUUGCAUCAAGGUUUUCCGCUGCAUCACGAAAUCUUACUUUACAGAACUAUUUCGACGAUUUAAGUCCAGUUACACAUGAUAGCCGUGAACGUGAAGAGCUAUCAUCACUUAUUCGACAAAAAGUAUCAUCAAUUUUUGGAAAUCGCUCGCGAUCACAAAACGAAUGGCGUUUCUUUCGCGAUUCUGUUCUUCGUCGUAAUUUUGAUGAACUAUUAUUCCUUUCCAAACGAUAUUCAGAGACCAGUGACCUCCAACUCACUCGAUUUUUCGCAUCAGACAUUACGAAAGACGCGACACGCAUUGAUAUUUCACAUUUCGAUUCAUUAAAAUUUAGUAAUUUAAAGUAUGAUCGAAUUUGUGAUCGAACACAUAUAAUUUCAUGCCACAUUAUUGGUAGAAACAUAUAUGAUGUUUGGCCGAGGAUAUCAUCAAUGUGUUCCUCAGUUAACAACAUGUUUGAUUUAUUUGGCGAAAGUGUUUUUAAUUAUUGCAUGAACUGGCUUUUAUUGUUUCCUCAAGAUUUCACGAAAGACUUUUACAAAUUGUUUUCUGCUGCUAUCAAAUCAACUAUUUCUGUUUCACCUAAUAGUAAGUUUCUUCUUUAUUUCGCACGCUCUGUAGGACGUGCUCUUUGUAAAGGAAUCAUUAGAUCAGAUCGAUUACAAGAGUUUCCACGAUUUUCUCCUCUUUCGCAUUCUCAAUGGGGAAUGCCUCCUCUUGGAGUUCCUCCUUCUUUUCUUGCUGAACAUUUCAUGUUUGUUGAAUGCGAAAUUGUUAGUAAACUUUCAGUUGACGAUAUUCUUUGUCAGCGUUUUCAUGACAUUGUUCGCAGUUUCAACAACACAUGUGAUUACAUUUGUCGACACAUUUUGACAGAUGACAGCAAGAACAGAGCGCGUAAUAUAUCAUAUUGGAUUGAUACAAUGACAUAUUCAGCACAACUUGGAAAUCUUUUCCUUGUUUUCGAGAUUUCCGCUGCAUUGAAUUCACCAGCAAUCAGUCGAUUGCGUCGCAGUUGGGAUUUAGUUAGUGGAGAUCUUAAAGAUCGAUUCUACAGCAUCGAUGAACUCACAAGUCAUUACGACGAUUACAGCUGCAUGCGUCAAUUUGUUUCAUCAAGAAACAAGACAGAAUGUCUUCCAUUUGUUUUAGGAUAUGCUCGUAUUUCAGAACAAGUUCGAUCUCUUGCCAACAUUGAAGACUUUGACAUUAUGCAACUUGAUAUCAUCAGUUCUCUUUGUCUUCAAAUUCGCGAAUGUGGUCUUAGAACUUAUUCCCUUGAUAACAGUGUUUUGGACUUUGUUAGAUCUGUUAAAGAAUCAAUCACUCGUAACUUUGACCUUCCUAUUGAUGUAUUAUCAAGGAAAUACGAACCACCUCUCUCUUUACCUUUCUAG